AGGAAAUGGAGUCGAAUUGGUGGAUCAAUUGUCCCUCCGUGUAUUCAUCAUCGUCUUCUUCGCGGCGUUGCCAAUCUCGACCAGAAUCGUACCUGGGAGAUGUCGAAGGAGAAGACAAUUUGAAAGCAGAGUUUAUCUGCCCGUUUUGUGCAGAUGAGUUCGAUAUUGUUGGGCUUUGUUGUCAUAUUGAUGAAGAGCAUCCUGUGGAGUCCAAGAACGGGGUUUGUCCUGUCUGCACACAGAGGGUGGGAUCGGACAUCGUUGGCCAUAUUACAACGCAACACGGAAACCGAAGGAGAAGGUUGCGUAGAGGUGGAUAUAACUCUGCCUAUCUUACGCUUAAGAAUGAGUUUCGGGAAGCAAGCUUACAGUCUCUUGGAGGAUCUGCCACUUUCAUUCCUUCAUCCAAUAUAGAUUCUGAUCAUUUGCUCUCAUCUUUUAUAUUUAAUCCUCCUUCGGCUAUACCCAUCACUGAAGGAGACUCGGUUACAAAAGUCUCACCUAAGGACACACCUAAAAGCGACAUACGACAAGUAUCACUCCCGAACGAAGAAGAUCAAGAGAAGGCAAGAAAGAGCGAGUUUGUGAGGGGUUUGAUGUUGUCAAUGAUGCUUGAAGACAAGUUC
This is a messenger RNA of Thlaspi arvense, 626 nucleotides long. The record is from the annotation of a GenBank genome assembly. NCBI's taxonomy places the organism in Eukaryota, Viridiplantae, Streptophyta, Magnoliopsida, Brassicales, Brassicaceae.